ACAGUUCAGAAAGGAAAUUAUGAUUAUAUAUUGGACAAUCUUUUUGUUUUACGCCAAUAUGGGUUGUGCACUUAACAACGAUGUAAUCCAACCAGACCCCGUGAUAGUUACACAACUGGGACAAAGUGUAUCACUCAAUUGCUUUUGUCAAUCUCAUUUGAUCAAAGUCUCUUGGUUCAAGCAAACUGUUGGACAGAAGCCUCUUCUCAUGGCAUCAUCAUUUUAUCACACUCAAAAUAUUUUUUACUCCAACAACUUUAACAAAGACUUUACUAAGACUAAACGUUUGAGUGUGAAGAGAGGAGUUGGCAGCUGUAACCUGACCAUCUCCAAGACAGAGUCAGGGGACUCAGCUACAUACUACUGUGUUGAUUUGUUAGCGAGGGAAGCCACAUUUGGAGAAGGAACUGUUUUAAUUGUCAAAGAUUCAGGGUCCAACCACAUGUCUGUGCUCCAGCAGCCUGUGUCUGAGUCGGUCCAGCCAGGAGACUCUGUGACUCUGAACUGUACAAUACACACUGAGACCUGUGCAGGAGAACACAGUGUCUUUUGGUUCAGACAUGGCUCAGGAAAAUCCCAUCCAGGAAUCAUUUACACCCAUGGAGACAGGAGAGAUCAGUGUGAGAAGAGCCCUGAGGCUGGGUCUCCUACACAGAGCUGUGUCUACAACCUCCCCAAGAGAAACCUCAGCCUCUCUGAUGCUGGGACUUACUACUGUGCUGUGGCCUCAUGUGGGGAGAUUCUGUUUGGGAAUGGGACCAAGCUGGAUGUUGAAUGUAAGUUGUGCAUAACCAAAAUACAGCACUACUUUUCUCUCAAAUGGUUUGAAAUAUAG
Messenger RNA from Oncorhynchus masou masou (cherry salmon), 835 nucleotides. RefSeq lists its product as uncharacterized. Bases 20 to 835 code for a protein of 271 amino acids. NCBI's taxonomy places the organism in Eukaryota, Metazoa, Chordata, Actinopteri, Salmoniformes, Salmonidae. The record is from RefSeq and is a predicted model, not a curated record. Gene Ontology annotation, biological process: response to bacterium. The transcript has 3 exons.